Dioscorea cayenensis subsp. rotundata (Guinea yam) is the source of this 3642-nucleotide messenger RNA. Its product is annotated as putative pentatricopeptide repeat-containing protein At2g02150. Bases 123 to 2294 code for a protein of 723 amino acids. The record is from RefSeq and is a predicted model, not a curated record. The transcript is spliced from 4 exons. Lineage: Eukaryota; Viridiplantae; Streptophyta; Magnoliopsida; Dioscoreales; Dioscoreaceae. Gene Ontology annotation, molecular function: protein binding.
AACCCUAAAUAAACCCUAGUUCUCCAUGGAAGUAGAAGAGUGAUGCUUCCUCCGUCUCUCAACCUCCAACUCCACCGCCAUCCAUGGCGUCCCCCAUCGAUCCUGGCCCCUAACUCUCAGCUAUGCUACUGCGCCUCCUCCUCCGCCGCUUUCCCCGUCACCAUUGCCGGACCUCUAGCUUCCCGUUGCUUAUCUUUUUCUCCACCGAUUCCCGCUCUUGCUUAUCAGAACCAAUCUCCUCCCUCAUCGCCCAGCGCCGCUGGUCUGACCCCCGCCUCACUGAGCUUCUCUCCUCCGGCUACUCUCCGAUCAGGGUUUCUACGGUCCUGACCGACCUAAGAGACGACCCUCGCUCUGUCUUCUUGUUCUUCAUCUGGGCGGGAAAGCAACCGGGGUUCAAGCACACUGUGGAGUCUCACUGCAUCGUUGCUCAUAUCCUUUUCAUGGGUAGGAUGUAUUCACAAUCCCAGCAAGUGCUUAAAGACCUUGUCAUGUCUCAGCGCGCAUUGCCUGAUUUCAGCACUCUCUUUGAUGGCUUGAAGUCGGCUGCGAAGGUUUGUGGGAAUACCCGGCAUGGGGUUUUUGAUUCCCUUUUUGGUGUCUUGAUGGACUUGGGAUUGCUUGAGGAGGCUAAUGAGAUGUUUUAUAGGAUGAGAGGGUUCAGGAUUUUUCCCAAGAUUCGAUCUUGCAAUGAGUUGCUUAGCAGGCUUGUGAAAUCCAGGAAGGGGGAGUUGGCAAAGAAGCUGUUUGAUGAUAUGCUUCUGAGUGAGCAUUUGAGACCUUCUGUGUUUACGUUUAAUAUAAUGAUUGGUUUCUUAUGCAAAGAGGGAAAUUUGAAGGUGGCCAUGGAGUUGUUUGCGAGGAUGAAGGAGAUGGGCUGUUUGCCAGAUUUGGUUACCUAUAAUACUCUGAUUGAUGGGCAUGGGAAGUAUGGGGACUUGGAUGAAGCUGAACGGCUACUUUCGGAGAUGAGGCAGGCAGGUUGUGAGCCAGAUGUGAUUACUUACAAUGCACUUGUUAAUAGUUUUUGCAAGUAUGAACAGCUGUGCAAGGCUUUUGCAUACUUUAGUGAGAUGAAGAGAAACGAUGUGAGGCCAAAUGUAGUUACUUUUAGUACAUUUAUUGAUGCUUUUUGCAAGAUGGGUAUGAUGCAGGCUGCGGUCAAGUUCUUUGUGGACAUGAGGAUUAGAGGGCUUUUGCCGAAUGAGUUCACAUAUACUUGUCUUAUUGAUGGGAAUUGCAAAGCAGGGAACCUGAAAGAAGCAUUGUUACUUGUUGAUGAAAUGGUGAGGGAGGGAGUGGAGCUGAAUGUGGUCACUUACACAGCCUUGGUGGAUGGACUUUGUGAAGCGGGAAAGAUUGUUGAUGCAGAAGAGGUUUUUCAUGCAAUGGGGAAGGCUGGAGUGGCUGCAAACCUGUUAAUUUACACUGCUCUCAUUCAUGGACACUUCAAGAAUAAAAACAUGGGAAGGGCAAUGGAUCUAGUAACUGAAAUUAAAGAAAAAGGCCUGAAAUUUGAUCUCUCAUUGUAUAGUACUGUAAUUUGGGGCCACUGCAGCCAAGGGAAGAUAGAUGACGCCAAAGUUUUGGUUGAUGAAAUGGUAGAGGCUGGCUUAGAGCCUAAUCAUGUUAUUUAUACAACUCUAAUAGAUGCCUAUUUUAAGGCUGGGAAAGCCUCAGAGGCUCUAAGCCUUCUUUACAAAAUGGUUGAUUCUGGCACUCCUCCAACAGUGGUUACAUAUUGUGCAUUAAUUGAUGGGUUAUGCAAAGAAGGUUCGGUUUGUGAAGCAAGCUUUCAUUUUGAUAAAAUGAGGGAGUUGGGAUUGCAACCUAACGUAUUGGCAUAUACGGCAAUUAUUGAUGGCUUGUGUAAAAACGAUUGCUUGGAUGACGCUAUGCAACUCUUUGAGGAAAUGCUUGGGAAGGGGAUGACACCAGAUAAUGUUGUCUACACAUCAUUGAUUGAUGGAAACCUGAAGCAGGGUAGAAUCUCUGAAGCUUUUGCUCUGAAGAACAAAAUGGAAGAAAAUGGUCUUGAGUUUGAUCUACAUGUUUAUACUUCUUUGAUAUGGGGUUUCUGUAAGAACAAGCAAAUGAGAGAAGCGAUGAAUUUGUUCACUGACAUGAUUAACAAUGGUAUUAUUCCUGAUGAUGCUGUUUAUAAUUGUUUGAUUAGCAAUUACAGCAAGCUGGGAAACAUAGAAGAGGCAUUGGAAUUGAAAAAUGAUAUGAAAAGAAGGGAUAUGAUUAGUGGGCAUUGUGCUGAAGUUUCUGCUCCAGGUGGUCCUACUUGACAGUUUUAAAGGAAUGCACACACAUUGCCAAUCCAUCAGUUUUUACUGUUGAAAUAGUAAUCUGGGUCUGUGAUGAUUUUAAGACAUGGUGUCUAAGCUUUGAAAGCUGCACCAAAAUUGUUUAGGUUUUGAUUCAUUCAAUGGAUGGGAUUAUCAUUUGCAGACUGGGGCAUGGAUUAUUUGUCAGUUCAGGAAGCCAAUUGGUGGCAUGGUCAUUAAACACAGAGCAAGCUAUUGCUUAUGUCCAUUAAAGACACCAACCGAAGAUAUUGAUCUCAAAAAGGUUGGCAUUAGUCAAAGUCAAUGUAUCAUAGCAAAGCCAAGUAUAACAUUGAGAGUAUGGCAAAAUGGUUUCUGUAGCACAUGUUGCUUGCACAUUCCAACCCUCUGGAAUAAACUCUCAUUCAGGAUCAUUACAGUGCAGUGAUCAUUAGAUUCUGAUUGAGCAAGCUUCUACAUUGCUGAAACAUGAAUCUCGAAUCUUCUCCACCAUGAUAAGUCAGUGAAAUCUAUAGGGUUGACCCUGGGCAACAACUAUGGGAAUCAACUUAAUCUUGUGGGAUUUCGAGAAGCUGCUCAAUUUAUAUGGUUGACCCUAUGUGACGACUUCGGGAAUCUGCUCAAACUUGUGGGGUUUUGCCGCAUAAGGAAUGGAACAAUAUCCUAACCAACAACACGAAUUUGUCCGUGUUGAUGUUGUGCAAUAUCUUUGGCAUUGGCAUAUAUGGAGUUUAUUGAGUUUAUUGCAACGGCUACAGCCUUGACAAAAUUUGUUUAUUUUAAGGUUGCAAUACCUGGACGUGAUCUUUAUAAAUGAUAUUACAGGUAUCAUACCCCUAAUAAUUCAUGUAUUCCUUGAGCAAGAUUAGAACAAAUAAAUUGGGUGUCAUUGAAGGUGUCAUCUUAAUUUUGAUCAAUGUGACACUGGGUGGGAGGUCAAAGGCCACCAAGGCUCCCUUUUACCCACAUGAUUAUUUGGAGAAUUACAGUCGCAUGUGAUAAUGAGUGCUCUCAGCUCGUUGUUGGACUAAAGGGCAUGUGCGCUUUGCAUUCCAUAGUAAAUUUCACAAACUCGAAGUUGUAUCUUGGUUUUUCUAUAAUUUCUGUUAAAAAAAACAGUGCCAUUUUUGUGUUUUGCUGAUAGGUUUGAUGUCAUGUAUGUUCCAUGACGGAGCUUCUCCGAUGUGACUUUUUGCUGUUAUCUGGUUGUCUGUCAACAUCCCGGUAGCGCAUGCGGUUGACUUGGCGUCAUGAAAAGCCAUCGCAAGUUGAUAUGCUUCUUCAUUACAAGUGAUCCGUCAGUGGGGUUUGGUUGGAUUGAAUAUAUAAUGAUAUUUUUUAAAUUGAU